Chroicocephalus ridibundus (black-headed gull) is the source of this 1035-nucleotide messenger RNA. It is a transcript of the gene RANBP1, whose product is annotated as RAN binding protein 1. The record is from RefSeq and is a predicted model, not a curated record. The transcript is spliced from 6 exons. Gene Ontology annotation, molecular function: GTPase activator activity. Gene Ontology annotation, biological process: positive regulation of mitotic centrosome separation; nucleocytoplasmic transport. Lineage: Eukaryota; Metazoa; Chordata; Aves; Charadriiformes; Laridae. Bases 136 to 765 code for a protein of 209 amino acids. Gene Ontology annotation, cellular component: nuclear pore; centrosome; cytoplasm.
UUUCCCAUCGUGCCUCGCGGUGGCGGCGGCGGCGCGGGCUGCGGGAAUGAGGUAAAGGCGGGAGGGGCGGGGGCGCGCGGCAGGAAGAGCGGCGGGCAGGCGGCGGCGCGAGCGAAGCGGAGCGAGUCCGGCCCCAUGGCGGACACCAAGGAAGCACAUGAGGAGCAUGAUACUUCUACUGAAAAUGCAGAUGAUUCUAACCAUGAUCCUCAGUUUGAGCCCAUAGUUUCCCUUCCUGAGCAAGAAAUAAAAACUCUGGAAGAGGAUGAGGAAGAACUCUUUAAGAUGCGAGCAAAGCUAUUCAGAUUUGCAUCUGAGAAUGACCUUCCAGAAUGGAAAGAACGAGGAACUGGUGAUGUAAAACUUCUGAAACACAAGGAGAAGGGAACAAUUCGCCUCCUCAUGAGGAGGGACAAAACCCUAAAAAUCUGUGCAAACCAUUAUAUCACACCCUUAAUGGAGCUGAAGCCUAAUGCUGGGAGCGACAGGGCAUGGGUCUGGAACACACAUGCUGACUUUGCAGAUGAAAGCCCCAAGCCUGAACUUCUGGCAAUCAGAUUUUUAAAUGCAGAGAAUGCACAGAAAUUCAAGGCAAAAUUUGAAGAAUGCAGGAAUGAAGUAGACAAGAGAGCAAAGAAAGCAGGCACAGACAAAAAUGAUAGUGCUGAUAAAGUUGCUGAAAAACUAGAAGAGCUUUCUGUAAAAGAAGAGAGCAAAGAAUCUGAGAAGAAAGAGACCAAGGAAAAAACUGAAGAAAAGCAAUAAAUCAUCCUGGGCCUUGCAGUUUUUCCUUUACCUUUUUCUUUCUUUCUUUUUCCUUUUUUCUUUUUUUUUUUUUAAUUUUUACAAGGGACUUUAUAAGGAACUGAAUUCAACGUUCAGGUUGUUUUUUCUAAGCUUUUGCCCUUAUGAAGAUGUCUUCAGAAAAUCCAUUCCCCAGUCAUGAAAAUGUACUGUGCUAACUUUCUUUUCCAUAGUGGAAACACUUAUUUAUAGUCAUCCAAAAGAGUGAAUAAAACAAACUUGAAAACAGCA